Molecule: messenger RNA, 2550 nt
Organism: Kickxella alabastrina
Lineage: Eukaryota; Fungi; Kickxellomycota; Kickxellomycetes; Kickxellales; Kickxellaceae
Exons: 1
Coding region: 304-2289 (661 amino acids)
Source: RefSeq, a predicted model, not a curated record
CAGUCGGCAUUUCUGUUUGUCAGCCCACACUGGUGCUCUAUCGAUUUCGCGCAGCCUCUAGACAAAAACAAACAGUAGACAUAGUGUAAAUCCAUCUUUCCAGAAUACAACACAGUGCCACACUCACACACGCCUGCGCACAUUUGCCAGCCCAACCUUUGUCAACAAGAUUCGCGUCAAGGGUUUAACAACCCGCCCAGAAUAGACACUCGCAGCAACCUGUCAUCCCCUGUCUGAGCGCUUGUGUUUUUAUUAUAUUCUCCGCCUUCACCAGUUAUAUACACUUAUCGUCCACAGUCCCGUAUGUUGGGGUUCGAUGGCAGCAAGCGGCAGCGCACGGAUGAUCGGCCGUCGGCAUCAACGUCGGCAUCAGUAUCGCCAUCGGCAAUUUCAUUUGCAGCCAAUACCGAUAGAGUCCCGGCAGAGCCACAGCCCAAACGGAGGACGCGGGAUAUUCUCACCCAGGUGCUAGCUACACAGGAGCGGCUAGCAGCCGACGUUGCACAGCUCCAGACCACUGUUAACGAGGUAUUGGGCGCAAUGCGACGGUCGCAGAUCGUCGUUCAGCAGACACAGCCCGAAUCGGAGCGCCCGUCGCUGGGUACGCGCGGUGCCAGGUCACAGUCGCCCGCAAGCGCCGGCGGAAUGCCGCCGACACUUGCCAAUAUCAUUUCUUUACAAAACCAUCAGCGGCCCGAUCAGCCCUUCUCUGGGGCAAACUCUGGUGCAACAACAAAAAAAUCGCAGACAUCUCCCAGCACAGAGACACCUCACUCGCACCCGACACUUCCACAUAUACCCCCGCCGCACCACAGCUCGGGAAUACAGUCGGCAAUGUCCUUAGUGUCGAUGACAUCUGCAGGACUAGUAAGUCUGCCGCCAUCCGCCGCACUUUCACGAGCCUCAUCGUCAGGCACCCAGCCGCCAAGGCAGCACUCUCCGCCAUUGCCCAUGUCGCAGCAACAACAUCAGCAGCAGGGUCGACAAAUUCAAAUUCAGCACCACGAAAUGAUGCUUCCUCCGCCAUUAUCUGCCCCAAUGUCUGCUCCAGCUAUGUCGUCGUCGCCGUUUUCUUUGGCCCAGUACCCGCAUCACAGUCACUCACAUUUCUACGCACAGCAAACGCCCAAAGCAGUGCAGCGCCUGCAUCAACAGAGCCACCAAGUCCAACAUCAUUAUUACAGUGGGCUACAAAAGGAAUCCGUGUCGCCGCACAGAGCGCAUCAUUUCUCGGGCACUGAGCAGUUGAUAUCGUUGCCCCCAAUCCGCACAAAUCCAACGUCAGCACCCCAGCAAGCUAGCCAACACAGGGGCUCUGCAAUUCAAGGUGCGUUGGGCGCGGGGCCAUCGACAUAUUCACCUGCAUCGGCGUUGGCAGCUGGAAUGGUUCUCGACUCUACACCGACCACGGCCAAGCAUUCGUCGCCGUCGCAGCCGUUUAUGCCAGGUUUCGGGUACGCGCGCAUCCCACCGGUGGGUACGACUGCGAGCACGCCGACAUCAGCCAUGUUGGACUCACCAACCGGGCCGGUCAGUGGGUUGUCGGGCGCUCGGAUCUCCGCCACGCCGAGCAGCGUUAGAGGCAUUUUAAGCAAUGCCUCAAGUGGUGGCACGUUGCUGAAAGUCGAGAAAAACCGGUUUCAGGCUAACAUACGCGCCUUUGUGGACCAGUACUUUACAGACUUGCACAACGCACAGUGGGAUUACCAGCAGUCGUUCAAGGCGCCGCGCAAUGCUCAUACCACACAACAGAUCGUGCAGGCAUUCCAUUCCAACCAUGGUGGGACCUACGAUCGCAUUGAACACGGACUGAGCGUGUAUUUCAGCUCGCUCAAGGCCAAACACCGCACCACUGAGGAUAAAGCGAUGCUCAAGCAGCAGCGCGAUAGGCGGCGAGCGCGGCGCAUCAAAAAGUCGAUCGGUCGAAAAAAGGUGUUUGACCAGUCGCAAUUUCCCUUUCUUCCAAAGGAGUUCAAUGCGGAAUCGUGCUUUGUGCCGUCGGCCAUGAGCCCGGAACACACGGACGAAGAGGGCGAUGGCGAGGUCCGGGUCGGUACCUUGCCCUGGCGGGCAUACACAUUUACAAAGCUGUUUCGGCAUUUGGACACGCUGCGUCCUAAACGCACGCCACGGUCGAGCAACCCACAUCUAAGCGGGGGUUCAGCGCCGCCGACAGAUAUGCCAGCAUUUAUGAUUGACCCGGAAUACAUAGCUGUCGACCGCGCCCACCACGAAAAUCACGACCCUGAGGAUGACAUCGACAUGGACAGUUUUUCAGACGCCGGCUAGUCUUUGUGCUCUAUACUGCUUGCACCUGCUCUUGCAACGGUUUUUUUGCAACGAGGUCCAUAAAAGUUUAUCCAUCCAACACUGAAUUAUCAUUGUCUUUUUAUCUUUGUAAGAAACUAAUCUAUGUUUCUAUGUUUCUACGUCUUAUGUCUUCCUCAUUUGGUUUCUCUUUUCCUUUUCAUUUUUCUUCAAUCAUAAAUUUCGGUCUUUUAUUUUUUGUCACCAUUUUCUAACGACUUUUGUUUAAAACAAUUUACUGCU